Molecule: messenger RNA, 1485 nt
Organism: Condylura cristata (star-nosed mole)
Lineage: Eukaryota; Metazoa; Chordata; Mammalia; Eulipotyphla; Talpidae
Gene: SLC17A3
Product: solute carrier family 17 (organic anion transporter), member 3
Exons: 11
Coding region: 1-1485 (494 amino acids)
Biological process (GO): urate transport; monoatomic anion transport; transmembrane transport
Molecular function (GO): efflux transmembrane transporter activity; voltage-gated monoatomic anion channel activity; xenobiotic transmembrane transporter activity
Source: RefSeq, a predicted model, not a curated record
AUGGCCUCCCUCGUAGAGUUGAAACCCACAGCAGAGAACAGUAAGUUCUCCCAAGAUAUACAAACAGAGAAGAAGCUCAGAAAAGUGCCAACCUUAUGUUCCACUCGCUAUGGAAUAGCAUUCAUCAUACAUUUCUGCAAUUUCACAUUGAAGGCACAAAGUGUUAUCUUGAACAUUACCAUGGUAACUAUGGUCAACAGUAAUCGAUCCCAGAUGAAUGGCUCUGCUAAAAGACUCCCUGUUGACUUAUUGGAUGGCCUAAAUGAUACUGUAAAGAGUUUUCCUAUGAGGGUCUCAGAGUAUGACUGGAGCCCUCAAAUCCAGGGUAUCCUCUUUGCUUCUGUCAACUACGGCAUGAUUCUGACACUGGCUCCCAGUGGAUACCUGGCUGGAAGAGUAGGGACAAAGCGAGUGUUUGGAGUGUCUCUGUUUGUGUCCUCACUUCUCACGCUCUUCACUCCUCUAGCAGCUGACCUUGGACUAAUCUUCCUCAUUACAACUCGAAUAGUCCAGGGCAUAAGCCAGGGGUCAGCAUUUGGGGGACAAUUUGCACUUUGGGAGAAAUGGGGACCUCCGUGUGAGCGGAGCCGACUCUGCACCAUUGCCUUAUCAGGGAUGCCACUGGGGAUCUCCAUUGCCAUCCUUUUGGGUGGUGUCAUCAGUCAAGCCCUAGGGUGGCCUUUUGCUUUCUACAUCUUUGGAAGCCUUGGUUGCGUGUGCUGCAUUCUCUGGUUUGUUCUUGUUUAUGAUGACCCUGCAUCUCACCCAUGGAUAAGUGUCACAGAAAAAGAAUAUAUCAGAUCCUCCAUGACACAACAGGUCAGCUUUUCUAAACCAUGUCUUCCUGUGAAAGCCAUACUCAGAUCUCUACCUUUUUGGUCUAUGUGCCUUUGUGGUUUCAGCCAUCAAUGGUUUGUUAACACAUUGGUGGCAUACACUCCAACUUACAUCAGCUCCGUGUUCAAUGUUAACAUCAGAGAGAAUGGAUUCCUGUCAGCCCUUCCUUUUCUUGCUGCCUGGGUCGUUGGUGUCCUGGGAGGCCAACUGACAGAUUUCCUUCUGACCAAGAAUUUUAGGCUUGUUACAGUGAGGAAACUUGCCACAGUUCUAGGAACCUUCCCCCCGUCAGCAUUCCUUGUGGGCCUGCCCUACCUCACCUCCAGCUACAUCACGUCAAUAGCCCUUCUGACAAUUGCUUGUGGACUAUGUCCGUUUUGUCAGUCAGGGAUCUAUAUCAAUGCCUUAGAUAUCGCUCCAAGACAUGCCAGUUUCCUCAUGGGAGCCUCAAGGGGAUUUGCACAAGCAGCAGCUAUCCUGUCACCCACUGUCUGUGGAUUUAUCCUCACUCAGGACCUUGAAUAUGGAUGGAAGAAUGUCUUCUUGUUGGCAUUUGCCAUUAACCUAGCAGGACUAAUCUUCUACCUCAUAUUUGGAAAAGCAGAUGUCCAAGACUGGGCUAAAGAGAGGAAACUGACUCGUUUAUAA